CUGUGUGUUAGUUGCAAUUGAGAAACUUUAGUUUCAUUUUCCAAAGGCAGAAAUCGAUUAUAAGAAUUUGUAAGAUGGAGGAAAAAGCUAAUGCUGGGAGUACUGCUGUAGAUAGUGUUGAAAGUAGUAACAGUCCGGUAAAGAGUCCGGUAAAGAGUCCAGCAAAGAGUCCAGCAAAAAAGACAUCGAAGCCGAAGUCAACAAAAUCGCAAAGACCCAAAUCUUCGCAUCCACCAACUUCUGAAAUGGUAAACUCUGCUAUUAAGGAGUUGAAGGACCGUAAGGGAUCAUCUCUUCAAGCGAUUAAGAAAUAUAUCGCAUCCACCUACAAAGUUGACGGAGAAAAAUUAGCACCUUUCAUCAAAAGAUAUUUAAAGGCUGCCGUUACUUCUGGCGCUGUUGUUCAAACAAAAGGUAAAGGUGCUUCUGGAUCAUUUAAACUAUCUACGACGAAAAGCUCUGAAACUAAGAAGAUUCAUCGGACUGUUAAAGUACCGAAACCAAAGAAAAUCAAGAAAUCGGUUGAGAAGAAAACCACAUCAGUGCGAAAAUCUGUGUCGCCGAAGAAACCGAGUUCUGCAAAGAAAAUUGAAAGUGUUAAAAAAGCAGCUGUGAAAAAAUCUGCUGCCAAACCCGCUCCAAAACUUGAAAAAGUUGAGAAAACUAAACCCACGAGCGAAACCAAGGUUAUGUCAAAGAGCAAGAAAACUGCUAAAGCACCAGCAGCUAAGACUAGAACGCCAAAACCAAAAAAGACCGUUGCUUCCAGAACGGUCAAAGCACCAGCUAAGAAAUAAUUAAAUGGAGACUUAAGAAUUCUUUUCUCAAACAAAUGGCCCUUUUCAGGGCCACAAAUUCGUAUUUGAUAAGGAACAACCUAAGACAAUCUGAACAGUAUUCAUCGUAUUCAUAUCAUUUUUUACAUUUUUUAUUUUUUUACACGACAAUAAAGAAAAAUUACUUCAGAUUAAUGUUUUCUCCUACUCGA
This is a messenger RNA of Eufriesea mexicana, 988 nucleotides long. RefSeq names its product histone H1. Bases 75 to 797 code for a protein of 240 amino acids. NCBI's taxonomy places the organism in Eukaryota, Metazoa, Arthropoda, Insecta, Hymenoptera, Apidae. Gene Ontology annotation, biological process: chromosome condensation; nucleosome assembly; negative regulation of DNA recombination. Gene Ontology annotation, cellular component: nucleosome; nucleus. Gene Ontology annotation, molecular function: nucleosomal DNA binding; structural constituent of chromatin; double-stranded DNA binding. The record is from RefSeq and is a predicted model, not a curated record. The transcript has a single exon.